AUGAAUAAAGCAGUAAUGGUGGAAGUUGAUGACUGCCCUGAUGUAUGUCUGAAAGCUUUACAACAAAAGGUUACGUCUGAUACACAAAUGGUGGUUUGCAUUUUGUCCACUAAUCGCAAGAACAGAUAUGAUGCCAUAAAGAAAUUUCUUUGCAUUGACUUUUCCAUUCCCAGCCAGUGUGUACUCGCUAAGACUUUGAACAAACCUCAAACUGUAGUUUCAGUUGCUACAAAAAUUGCAUUGCAGAUGAAUUGCAAAAUGGGAGGUGAACUCUGGAGUGUAGAAAUACCUCUGAAGGACCUGAUGAUAGUUGACAUUGAUUGCUACCAUGACACAUUAUCUGGGAGGAGAUCUAUUGGAGGAUUUGUUGCCAGUUUGAACCAAUGCAUGACUCGUUGGUUUUCUCGAUGUGUUCUCCAGGAUCAAAAGCAAGAGAUUGUUGAUGCUCUGAAGUUUUGCAUGCAAGCUGCAUUAAAAGCCUGGUAUUCCCACAACAAAAAUCUACCAGCUCGUAUCAUAAUCUAUGGGGAUGGAGUAAGAGAUGGUCUACUGAAACUUUGGUGGAUUAUGAAAUAACACAGUUUCUGGAUUGCAUUAAGUCUGCCGGGAACGACUACAGCCCUAAACUAACUGUUAUUGUGGUUAAGAAAUGCAUAAAUGCACAAUUCUUUGCACAUGCUGGUGGCAAACUUAAUAACCCGCUGCCUGGGACCAUUGUUGAUGUUGAAGUCACCAGACCUGAAUGGUAUGACGUCUUCGUACUCAGCCAGGCUGUGAGAGCAGGCACGGUUUCUCCAACUCAUUAUAAUGUUGUAUAUGACAGUGGUGCUUUGAAACUGGAUCACAUGCAAAGGUUAACAUACAAACUUUGUCACGUGUACUUCCAGUGGCCUGGAGUAAUCAGAGUACCUGCUCCGUGUCAAUAUGCCCAUAAACUUGCCUUCUUGGUUGGACAGAGUAUUCACAGAGAAGCACAUGUAUCACUUUCUGAGAACCUCUACUAUCUGUGA
This is a messenger RNA of Pelobates cultripes (western spadefoot toad), 1010 nucleotides long. Lineage: Eukaryota; Metazoa; Chordata; Amphibia; Anura; Pelobatidae. The record is from the annotation of a GenBank genome assembly.